Messenger RNA from Halteromyces radiatus, 5856 nucleotides. RefSeq lists its product as uncharacterized. Gene Ontology annotation, biological process: SREBP signaling pathway. The transcript has 5 exons. The coding region runs from base 119 to 5455 and encodes 1778 amino acids. NCBI's taxonomy places the organism in Eukaryota, Fungi, Mucoromycota, Mucoromycetes, Mucorales, Cunninghamellaceae. The record is from RefSeq and is a predicted model, not a curated record. Gene Ontology annotation, molecular function: sterol binding; protein binding. Gene Ontology annotation, cellular component: Golgi membrane; endoplasmic reticulum membrane.
UUUUUUUUUACUUUCUUUCUUUUCUUUGAGCCUUUUCCUUUUUAUUCUAUCUUCUCCAGUUUCUUUUAUAUUACUAAAAAAAAAGCUCCUCCUUUUAUCUUGAAAUAUCUCUACCGUCAUGCCUUUGCGGGUUGUAGGAAGGAUAAAUACACAACUUUCCUAUUACUUUUACAAUUAUGGAAAGGCUUGUGCUUCAAGAAUGGUAUUUCUUUUGGUGACAUCUUUUUGUAUGAUUUGUUUCUUUUCUUUACCUACCAUCCUUCUUUUAUUACAAACUGCAUACAACAACGCCAUACCUAUUCCAUUAUCACUUGAUACCUUUGAUGGUCAAUUUUGGCUAUUCUCACCACAUAUACAACAACAACAACCUGAUCUUACACUCACCGAAACAACUGUUCCCGAAGUUAUUCUCAAACAAGUUCGUCUUACUAAUUUGAUACAACAAGUCGACAAAGAAUUACUUCUCUAUGCCCAUCGUUUACAACAAGUUUUAACAACAACAUGUAUUCAAUGGAACCAACAACCGCUCUCCCUCGAAUCGAUAUGUCACCAUACAAAACAACAACCUUGCCUUGUACAUUCACCACUUUUAUAUUGGUCUUCUCCUGAAGAAUUGGAAAACGACAGUAAUUGGUUAGAAACAGUGAAUCAGCAAAUACAAAGACAAAAAGCAUUAUCAUCUUCCUUCUUUGGAUCGCAAAACAAUAAUAAUCAUAACACAUCCAAGAUUACAUUUACGCCAUUAUCUUCUAGAACUUCUACUUCUGGUCUAUCUAUGCAACCCUUUUCAUUAUUUGGCAACGUGACACUCGACCUGCAUGGUAAUAUUAUUUCUGCUGAUUCGAUUCUCCUCACUUUUGCUUUACAAUUGGAUCAAACAUCAGCAAAAGAUUAUACCAAUUCAGCUUGGAAUGCUCUAUGGAACGAAGUAGUCUCCCAACUUGAUACCAUUACAACUUUUGACAAUGAUGAAUCAACCUCAAGACCAACAGCAUGGUUUCAACAAGCUAACAUUCGUCUCCAGACAUGGUACUACAAGUCUAAAUUACUACCACUGAAAUUCUCAUCAGAGGUCCAAUUGACCAUAGUUGCUUAUGUUGUCCUUUUUUAUUUGGUAUCUACUAUGUUUGCUAAAUCAUCUCAAGUCAAAUCCCAUUAUUUGUUUGGACUGGCUGCCUUAUUUUUAUCAGCAACAAGUUGUACCACCACUUUGGGAAUAUUACAUCAUUUUGGAGUGGAAUUGACAUCUGUACCUUGGUACUUAUGCUUUAUUAUAUGUGGUGUCGCCUCGUUGGAGAAUAUCUUUUUGAUCACUACUGCUGUCCUUGAUGCUGGUUGUGAUAUGCAAGUCAAAGAGAAAAUUGCUAGAGGAUUACAAAGUAUAGGUGUACCGAUGACUGCCAUGUUAUUUGCUGAAAUCUUGAUUCUAUCUCUUGGUUGUGCAAUGGACUCGGUGUUGGUACAAGAAUUUUGUCUAUUUGGGAAGGUCGCUCUGUUGGUGGAUUAUAUUUUAGAAUUCACAUUCUUCAUUGCUGUCCUAUCUAUUGAUGUCAAACGUGUUGAGUUAACGGACUUGGACGAUCGCCAAAUAUCAAAACGUCUUCAUGAACUAUCCAACUGUGAUAUUGAUGCCCAACAAAAUCCGGAUUUUUGCCCUAUACAUGAUUCUAUACCUGACAAUCAAUUCGAACAACCAAAGACUUGCGCCGACUGUAAAGAAUUCAAGACUCAUCGCACUGUCAAUGCUGUUUUGUUAUGUGUUGUUAUCUUAGGACUCAGCUUAUUCCGACAGCCAUCAAUACCACCUUCUUCAAGUUUGUCAUUCAUAUCACUACCUGCUUUAUUCAACCAACGACCAUCUGACAAUGAUAUUGUUACUACCGCCAAUCAAUUCUGGAAUGUGAUCAAUCCUACUCAUGAUACUUGGAAAAUCUCUGUAUUACCACCCCAUCUUGUAGUUUACAAUCGUCCAACUUUUGAUACAUCUAGUCACUCGAAUAUCAACUUUGCUCAAGUUAUCCUCAAUCAAAUAGAAGCACAAUACAAUGCCAAAGAAGAUGUUUACUUUGAUAAUGCUCAUUUGAUUAGAUCAUCACGCCAAUCUCGUCAACCUCCUUCUCUAUUUCGAAGUAUGAUCUAUCGUACUGCUUCAAAGCUGUUAUCAUGGAUGCUUUCUGUCAAUAUCCCUUUUCUUCUUUUGUGUUUGAUGUCGGUGGUGGUGACAAUGUGGUUGAUGCCUGGAUUACGACGUAGAUGGGUGGUACCAAUCAUCAAACGUAUUGCCAGCAAAAUCUUGAUCAAGCUCAUGUCUAUUAUUCAAAAUGUAUUUACUGGCCCUUCCACUUCUCUGUCCGCCGAGUACGAUGCCAAUGGUGUACAUUUAGGUGCUAUAUCCGCUCAACGACAAUUCAACGAACAACAUAAAAGUAACAUCACAAGUGUAGAUAUCAAGACUCUCUCGGGAAAACAUGCUGCUGAUUUACGACUUUUAGGCACCAAUGGAAAACAUGGAACCGUUAUUUCCUGUGAUCAAGAUGGACGUAUUAUUCUAUGGGAUGCUGUUCGUUCUAUUUGGAUAGCUCGUUUGGAUCGUUUGGAACCAACUCUGACCAAUGGUGGUGCACUUUUAGGUGAUCUUAAUCCCGACUAUUACUCUCAACCUAGAAGGAUCAAGAAAUGGCAACGUGCUUUUGGUGCUUAUCAACAAGAACAACUUCAAAGACAUCAUCAUCGCUCCUCUUCUAUGAAUGUGAUACCUGGUUGUGUAAAAAUUGAUCAAGGGAACCGUUGGGUCAUUGCUGCUUAUGAUGACGGCUCGAUUCGUGUGUGGAACGUUACUACUGGUACUUUGGCAUGUCAAUUAGAUAUUCCAGCCGAUUUGUUACAAUUUGCCACCAUGGAUGAACAUACAAAUGUAGCUAUUUACGAAACAAAUCAUCAUCAUCAGCAAAGCUCGAUAUUUUCAUCACCUGCAAUUCAAAAUAUCCGACGAAGACGUAUUAACAAUCUUCCUUCCUCGACUCUUGAAUCACCUCGUGCAACGCUCCCAUCAACAUGGUCACCUAGUAGUAGUCAUGACACAUCGUCAUCCUCAUCAUCCUCUUCAUCCUCUUCAUUUCGCAACAGCAAUUCAAAUGACAAGAGAUUUGGUUUUGAACGACAUGUGGAUCGUAUCUUGGCAGUACAAUUUGUUGGUGUUGUAGCUGAAUAUUGUCAUCCUCUAGUAGCUGAAUUAGCUGCUCAACAACAAUCAAUGGCUGGACAAUCUAUGGAUCCAAACACAUCUCAAAAUUAUUUGGUAUCUGUACACAAGAGUGGUAUGAUUCGUGAAUGGGAUCUUCUUUCUGGUGAAUGUAUUCAAUCUUUCGCAUCUGGUCAUCUCAAGGAAAUCAGCUGCUUACAUACUGUGGAAUGCAAGGCUCCUCAUCGGAAACUAGGUGUUACAUGGGUUUUUACUGCGUCCAAGGAUGGUACUGUCAAAUGUUGGGAACGAAAAAUAUUGAAAGAUGCUUCUUCUUCUUGCUCAGUUGGUGGAACAGAUAACAAUACAUCACCAUCGUCUACUUCUUCGUCUUCCUCUUCUACCGCAUCACCAUCAUCAUCAUCAUCAACAACAGCAACAACAAGUUGGAUAUGUCUUUAUUCCAUUGAUGCUCAUGAAGGACAAUCUAUCACAGCAAUCAAUACGUCAUUACCAGUUGGUGGAAUGGGUGUUCUUGUAACUGGUAGUAAUCAAGGCUCCGUCAAGGUUUGGAAUUUCGAAACUGGUGAACUUGUAUGUAUUCUUUCAAAAGGUAAUCCUUCCACAACAACAAAAGUCAACAAUACCAGAUAUCAAUCAAGAUCAUCCCGCCAACAACAAAUAUCUGAUCAUUUCGCCGGCAUUACUCAGAUUGUGGUGACUCGAUACUGCGAUGUGGAUACUGGACCUGGACUCUGCCGUGGGUGUGAUACAUGUUUUGGUAAUGGAUUCUUUAUUGCAUCAAGUGCUUCCAAUGAAACAGUACAUGUAUGGCGAUUAGAACGAUCUGGUGGUGGACAUGAACACAAUUGUAGCUUAUGUUCCAAGGAUUAUCAUCGACAACAAUAUCGUCGUACAAAAAAACCAAUCACAACAGGGGAAGAUGAUCAAAGUAACAAAUUAAGUGGUGGUGGUCGCCGUCGACAACAACAGCGAAGAAUGUCUCAUUCCAGUACAUCAUCGACAACAUCUUCAACUACAGCGACAGUUUCAACAAAUACAACUUCAAUGGCGCCCACUACAACAAGACGAAUUCGUAGACAUCGACCUAAUGUACGGAUGGCAAGCACAUCAUCUGUUAUGGAUGAUAUGGUGAAUGGAUUAUUGGAUAUUGAACAAUUAGCUGGAAAUGAUGACAUUGAUCUGACUUCUGUGUUUCUUGGCAAGAUUCAUCAUGUAGCUGGCUGCAAUUUGGUAUUUUGUGACAAUAUGGUACUAGCAGGCGUACGAAGGAAAUCGACACAACAAAAAAGAAAAUACAACACAGUCAAUGAAUGGCAAGCGUGGUUUGUAUCAUUACAGUACUAUGAACCUCCUUCAGAUAUGACAGACACACCAGAUUUAGUGGUUGAAGAUGACAACAAUGAACUUUUUAGUAUUCCUAUCGAAGCGUUUGAUCUGGAACCAACAGAACAAGUAUCAUCAUCAUCUACAACGAAGUCUUCUAUAAAUGACGCAUCAUCAUUACCAUCAAAAGAAACUUUAGUCAACAUGGAACGAACAACAAUAUGGAAAAUGCCUUUCAAGAAAAUUAUUGGAGCCUUUAGAACAUCACCUCUCAAAAAAGAUCAUGGAUCUGACUAUGAUGAUAAUGAAGAUAAUGACGAUGAAGAUUCCUAUAGUGAAGACAGCAAUGAUGAUUUAACAAUGGAUGACGAUAUUGAAGCUAAAGAAAUGCUUCCAUUCUCAACGAUCGAACAUGUUGUGUCAAUGGAUGGUCUUGGACUUGCAUGUGAUUAUGGCAAUUUUAUCAAGGUGGUGUGUCUGGAUAGAAGCAAACUAGCUGCUCAACGUCGGCAACAACAAUCCAUGAUGGCGGGUCACCCAAUGAUGAUGAAUGACAAGUAUUCUAUGGGAUGGCCAAGUACUUGUGAUACAGGUGAUCAUACAUCAUCUAUGCUCUCUCCUCUCAUCAAAAACAAUAACGAUGGGCUCGGUGAUGGUGAAAUAUGUCAAUGCAAGACAGAUGGCUCGAAAUGCUGUGGUGGAAAACAUGGUGGGAAUGGAAAAUGUUGUGGGGGCAAAUCAAGAAAGGGUAUUCCAUCCUCGACCUCUUGUGCUGUUACUGCUGGCCUCAGUGGUAGUACUGUAUAUGAAGCCUGUUCAACAUCUCCCUAUCGUCCUCUGACUGAAUGUAUCGCAAAAGCAACUUGUUCUCGUGCUGGUGAAUGUCAUCUUGUAUCCUCCUCUACUGCAAAAUCCCUUAGGCGCUAGUUGAUCUUUUUUUUUUUUUAAAAAAAAAAAACCCCAUUUAUUACUGCAUCCUUACCACAUUUUUUUUUUAUAUACAUAUUCUUUUUAUUCAUUUUUUUUUUUUUCAAUGCAUACACCUUUCCCUUCCAAUAUAUUGUAUACAUUUGACUUCUCCCUUAUUACCGUCAUUCUUCUUCUUCUUUUUGUCAUGAUCAUUACAAAAAGGAUUAUUCCCUCUAUCAUCCUAUUUGGAAUCAAAUAAAAAUAAUCUCCAUCUACAGUGCGUUUCUAUAUGUUGUGUGUAUGAAUAUAUCGAGAAUAUAAAAUGAAAGAAGAAAAUAAUUCAUAACAAUAGAGAGAACCUGAUUUUUCGUUUUCUUCUCCUUUUUUUAUAUUCGUUUGAAGACCAAAAAAAACAUGGC